AUGGAAAUGGAAGACAGCCCAAGCGACUCGGAGUUGCUGGAGGGAUUGGAAGACGAUGAUUACAGGGAACAGCGUAUACGUGAAAUACAAUCAGACAUCACUCGCCGCCAGAUAAACGCAGAGUUCGUUAGUCGAGGCGGAUACAGGGAGUAUACAUCCGAGAAGGAAGUGAUGGACGUUGGGCUGAAAGAGGCCAAGGCUGUGGUGCAUUUCUUUCAUCCACGGUUUAAGCGGUGCGAGAUAAUGGAUACCCACUUGGAGCUCAUUGCUCACCAACAUCUAGGCACCAAGUUCCUCAAAGUACACGUCGAGAAUGUGCCUUUCUUGGUAGAGAAGUUGAGAAUAAAGGUGCUGCCAUGUGUGAUUACGUUUAGACAGGGCGUGGCAAGAGAUAGACUCGUGGGCUUCGAAGACCUCGGAAAAUCUGAUGAGUUUACGACGAAAAUGCUUGAAAAUCGUUUGUUUGAAAUGGGUGCAAUUACUAGCUUUGAUCAAGAUAAAGAUGCUAAUCACGGUAAUCACUCAUCAGACACAAGUGACUACGAUGAUUAG
Messenger RNA from Wallemia ichthyophaga EXF-994, 552 nucleotides. Its product is annotated as Thioredoxin domain-containing protein C2F3.12c. The coding region runs from base 1 to 552 and encodes 183 amino acids. Gene Ontology annotation, cellular component: cytoplasm. Lineage: Eukaryota; Fungi; Basidiomycota; Wallemiomycetes; Wallemiales; Wallemiaceae. The transcript is spliced from 4 exons. The record is from RefSeq and is a predicted model, not a curated record.